Molecule: messenger RNA, 1280 nt
Organism: Dendrobium catenatum
Lineage: Eukaryota; Viridiplantae; Streptophyta; Magnoliopsida; Asparagales; Orchidaceae
Product: E3 ubiquitin-protein ligase Os04g0590900
Exons: 1
Coding region: 30-1010 (326 amino acids)
Biological process (GO): protein ubiquitination
Molecular function (GO): transferase activity
Source: RefSeq, a predicted model, not a curated record
AUCCCCUAACAUCCUCCACUUCCACAACAAUGGCUAACAACGAAAAUCAACAGGGCUGGCUUCCAGUAGAGAAUAGCAGGGAUUGCUCCCUGGGCUUCUGCACCAUCGACUGCCCUCAAUGGUGCUACGUCCUCUUCCCUCCUCCUCCUCCCUUUUCCCUCACCAACAGCUUCAACAACCACGCCACCGCCUUCUCGCCUAUGUCCAUCGCCAUCAUCGGCAUCUUCGCCACUUUCUUUCUCCUCGUCACCUACUACACAAUCGUCACCAAUUUCUGCGGUUCCUUCUGCUUCCACCUUAAUCACUCCCACCACCGCUCAACCCCCAACGGCAACUUUGAAGAGGAAGAAACCGCUAGCGGCGGUGAGAAUUAUCAUCAAGAGAGUUGGUAUCUACCUCCUUCAAAUGGUCUCGACGAGGCGCUCAUCAGAAAGAUCACAGUUUGCAAAUAUAAGAGAGGGGAGGGGCUCGUUGAGGGCACGGAGUGCUCAGUCUGCCUCUCCGAGUUUAUAGAAGGUGAAUACCUUCGGCUUCUUCCUAAAUGCAGCCACGCAUUUCAUCUUCAUUGCAUUGACAUAUGGCUCCGGUCUCACUCAAACUGCCCACUCUGCCGAGUUAAUAUCCUGUUGCCGAGUCUAGCUUUAGAGGAUGAUAUCAGGGGGGAGAACAGAGCAGCUUCGGCUGCAGAAAAUGAGCAGGAGUCUGUCGUUAUUCUCGUAAGAGAUUUGGAUUUGGACAGGAGAGAAGAUGAAGAGAAAGAGAAUAUGAUCAAGGAUUUUGAGGCGAUAAAGAAGGAGAAGGAUCGCCAUAGGCUUGUCGCCGCUGGACCUUCAAGGCGAGGCAGGGGAGAACGUGUGAAGGUUAAAAAUGGUAGAAGCAGAGGUUUGCAUUCUGUCAUGAGCCCAGUUCGCAUGAAGAGAUCGGUUUCUAGUGGUCGAACUUGGUUUGUAAGGAAAGGUAAGGGAAGGGCAUUGCUUCUUCCAGUUGAGGGAAAUACUUCAAUUGGUUAAUGGAAGUGAGAUAAGAAAGAAGCUUUGCUUGGAUUAUUCAAUGGAGUUCUAUCCUGCAUUACUUUGGUAUAAUAACCAAAUGUUUUUGCUUGAAUCGUUUCAUGAAUUGUACUGUAAGGGGCUUGCCUUCGGAUGUUGAAGAUUGAUCUCAGACUGAUUUCAGCUAAAGAUUGAAUCUGUAUUUUAGAGAUCUUUCCUGAAGACGGAGAAUCCAACCCUUGAAACUUAACAGAGAGUAAUGUGAUGUAAUCCAUCCUUGCGAGUGUGUGA